AUGACUUCCACUUCUAGACAGUUGGCUCUCAUUGCGGGUGCGCCGCCGCAGACACAGACAGGACCUAGCAACGGGAGAAGACACUGCUGGGAGUGUCAGCGGCGACGAUUAGUCUGCGACUCGGCACGUCCCGUCUGCUCGAAAUGCAAGACUAGCGGCGUCGUGUGUCCCGGGUACGAGGACAAGAAGCCGUUGACGUGGCUGGCCCCUGGCAAGGUCAAGACCCGAACAUGGAAGCGGAAAAGCCCGCCGGCCAACAAGAAGACGGACGAUAACUCAAAGAAAGGUCCAAAAGGGACGGUUGAGUCGGAACUUGCAAAGGCGGUGAGAUGCGACGUAUCGGCCACUCGGUCGCACCACCCUGUGCAUAUCUUUCCUGGGUAUGAAUUGAGAGAUGAAACUUGUGACAUUAUCGAGGCUACGCUCUACUGGAACGAGCAGGUUUACCCCUUUUUUGCAGCGAAUCAGUUGACAAACAGUCCGUGGCUCGUGCCAGUGUCCUAUAUCCAGUACAUGGGAGUCCCUAUCCAACACGCUCUUGUUGCCAUGGCCAUCGACCACCGCAUGCUCCGCCUGUCCAAGAAGAAGAACGACAUGUAUCAAGCCGAGGUGCGGGCGCGAUUCCAUCAGCAUCGAUGUACAGCAAUCCACGCCUUGAACGAAGAGAUUGGCAAUGAAAAGAGGAGAAUCUCUGACCACACGAUGGCGGCUGUGGUGGUGUUCUUGUAUGCAGAUCUCAUGGGAUCGGUGACAGCUUCCAACUGGCGGCACCACUUGAACGGCUUCAUGGCAAUCAUUGAGAUGCGGGGUGGCUUGAAAAGUCUUUGCGAAGCCGCAGCGGGCUACAAGACCGUAGUUCUUUUCUGCAAAAUCAUCGAGAACAUGGCCAACACAACCAGCCCAGCACACGAUCAAGUGUCACCCCUGCUCAAUUUCAAGAUGAGAGACCUCAUCUCGGAAAUCUACAAAACAGGAUACUACCCAUUCCUGCCCUGUCCCGCAGAGCUCUUCAUCGACAUCAUCGACAUCAACCGUCUCCGGUACCUCGCAACCGAGCAAGAAUCAUCAAACACGCUAAACGCACUCCAGACAGAAGCCGAAGACCUCCUCGAGCGCAUCAUAAAUUUCUCCCCGGAAAAUUGGUCGGCCGCCAAGACAGAAUCGCAAGAAGAGUUCUCGACGAUGGCGCAGGUGUACCAGUCCGCCGUCGCGGUCUUCGCCAUCGCGUCCCUCCAGAGCGUAGGCGUGAUACCUGCGUCUGCGGGCUGGCGGGCCGUCAAGACGAUACACAACGGCAAGCUCUUUGCUCUUCUCGAGAAGGCGGCCGGGUCGCAGGUCCUAAGGAGCUGCGUCAUGUGGCCGAUGAUUGUGGCAGGGUUCGAGGCCAAGACGGGGACCGCUGCGGCGCGGUCGUUUAUUGCUAAGCGAUUAGCUGAUGAGAGUAGUUUUCUGGGUGCGUAUUUGCCUCUGGCGACAAAGGAUAUACUAGAGAGGUUUUGGUCGUCUGGGAGUAGAGACUGGGAUGAAUGCUUCGAUACACCUUACGCUCUGGUUACUUGA
This is a messenger RNA of Colletotrichum orchidophilum, 1560 nucleotides long. Its product is annotated as C6 zinc finger domain-containing protein. Gene Ontology annotation, molecular function: zinc ion binding; DNA-binding transcription factor activity, RNA polymerase II-specific. The record is from RefSeq and is a predicted model, not a curated record. Gene Ontology annotation, biological process: regulation of DNA-templated transcription. The coding region runs from base 1 to 1560 and encodes 519 amino acids. NCBI's taxonomy places the organism in Eukaryota, Fungi, Ascomycota, Sordariomycetes, Glomerellales, Glomerellaceae. The transcript has 4 exons.